This is a messenger RNA of Caenorhabditis bovis, 1098 nucleotides long. The record is from the annotation of a GenBank genome assembly. NCBI's taxonomy places the organism in Eukaryota, Metazoa, Nematoda, Chromadorea, Rhabditida, Rhabditidae.
AUGUGGCAAGAAUCUAACAUUAUUCAACAUGUGACGUUGGAUCGUUUGAAAAUUUCUUUGGGUCUCGUGCUCAUCGAGCAACUCAAAUCGAUUGCUGACACCGGCGUCGAGGCCGACUUAUUCCCUUAUUUGAAGCGAAUGGCCCUUGAUAUAAUAUGCGAGACAUCGAUGGGAACCACAGUCGACGCUCAACACAAUCACGAUCAUCCGUACGUCAGGUAUGUGACGCGUCUCAACGAGGAGUCAUUCGAUUAUCUUCGAAAGCCGUGGAACAGAAUCACGCCGAUUUGGUAUUUAUUCGGCGGCGGCUAUCGAUAUCAUUAUCAUUUGAACGUGGUCACCGAGUUCACGAAACAAGUGAUCAAUGAGAAGUGGGACGAAUUCUUGGCGUUCAACGACACCACUGAUGAUAAGGAUAAGAAGAAAAUGGCGUUUCUUGAUCUCUUGCUAGUUUUGAGGAAAGAGGGACAAUUGAGUUUGGAGGAUAUUCGAGAGGAAGUCGACACGUUUAUGUUCGAAGGCCAUGAUACCACGUCGGCCUCAAUGGGUUGGACACUUUGGUGCAUUGCGCAUAAUCCCGACGUUCAGAAGAAGGUUCUCGACGAGGUGGACCGAGUGUUCGGACGAAGCGAUCGCGAUUGCACCGACGAGGAUUUGAAGCAAUUGAAAUACCUCGAGAAAUGCAUCAAGGAGUCCCUUCGACUAUUCCCGUCGGUGCCGCUUUUCGCGAGAAAAGUUGAACGAGACGUUGUGAUCAACGGCGAUUUGUUUCCGAAGAACGCCACCAUCCUCAUGGCGCCGUUCAUCAUCCACCGUAAUCCAAUGUGGUGGAACGAGCCGGAGAAAUUCAAUCCGGACAAUUUUGCCGACGACGCAAUCGCGAAUCGUCACGCCUACGCCGAUGUGCCAUUCAGCGCGGGACCCCGAAACUGCAUUGGUCAAAAAUUCGCGGUGAUGGAGGAGAAGACGUGCCUCUCAUGGAUUUUCAGAAAGUAUACAUUACGGACCACCAUCGCAUUCGAGAAAAAUAUACCGUGCCCGGAGAUCAUAAUUAAACCAUCGCUGGGCUUCCCAUUGAUUGUUGAGAGUCGAAAUUGA